This is a messenger RNA of Scomber scombrus (Atlantic mackerel), 1093 nucleotides long. RefSeq lists its product as uncharacterized. Lineage: Eukaryota; Metazoa; Chordata; Actinopteri; Scombriformes; Scombridae. The transcript is spliced from 3 exons. The coding region runs from base 156 to 767 and encodes 203 amino acids. The record is from RefSeq and is a predicted model, not a curated record.
AGUCAGUCAGCGGCUGAAGCAACAACAAGACACAAUAAUCAGAAAUCAAGAUUCAUUUCUAAACUUACAACUGUGUAAUUAUCUGUUUAAAGCGUCGCUGGUCUGGAAUUCAUCAAUAAGUUUGUUGAGGAAACUAAGAAGAGAAGAAGAGAAAGAUGUCUGCUUUAAAAUCUACUUUAUCCGUGUUUCUCCUCAUAUGUUUCCUGUCCUGUUCUGUCUCUGAAGAGAAAACAGUGAAGUCUGGAGAUGAUGUCACUCUUCACUGUCAGAGUCCCAGAGAUGAAGACAUCACAUCAUUAAAGUGGAUCAGACCUGACCUGAAGAAGAAGACAAAUAAGUAUGUCUUCUUCUUCAGAGACGACCAAAUAUAUGAAAACUACCAGCAUGAAUCUUUUCGUGGUCGAGUGCAGCUGAUGGAUCCACAGAUGAAGAACGGAGACGUUUCUGUGAUUCUGAAGAACGUCAACAUCAACGACACUGGAACAUACGAGUGCCGAGUUUCAGUGAGGGGCACAGGACUUGAGCUCAUCAACACCAUCAUCCUGACAGUCACUGACUCAGGUCAAACAUCUGAAGACAACCAGACUGGAGGAGAGAAGCAGGAAGGAGACAAGGAUGGAGGAGACAAGGAUGGAGGAAAUCUUGGACUGAAAGUUGGACUGCCUGUUGGGAUUCUUCUUGUUGCUGUUGUUGGUGGUUUUAUAUUUUAUAUAAAACGUAAUGGACGUCCUUUCCAACGUGUUCUUCGUAGAGAAGCUGUUAUCUAGCAGGACACACAGCUCUCAGAUCUCUGAACUCUUGAAUCUUUCUGCAGCUUUUACAGCAGCUACAUGGUCUGAAUUAGAACUGAGUCUAAAUGUUUAGAACUCAGUUCUUUCAUCAGUACUUAAAGAAAGUGGAGAAUGUGGUUUUAGUGUAAUUAGUGAUCAGGCUGCAGCUCCUCCUCUCAUCACAUCAUUUAUUCACAAUGUGAGAACAGCACUGAACUGUGAAGACAAUCAGACACAGCAGUCACACUGUGUCAUUGACACUUCCUGUUUGUCAUGUGACCCACACUGGCCCACAAAAACAUGUUGAUCUGAUUCAUUUUUAC